UGUAAGACUGUAUGCACACGAAAUGUUGCCGUGUCGUCUUGGGCUCUCUCGUUUGUUGCAAUAAUAAUUGCAAAAAAUUUCCAUUUUUGAUUUCCUUUCUACCUCUCCACUCCAGCGGGUGGUAGUCUCCGAGUCUCUCGCUCUCUCUCUCUCAAGUCAAAGCUUCAAGUUGUUAAUCUCACCCCGACGUCGUAUCGGCCAUGUCUUACGACUACCUCUUCAAGUACAUCAUCAUCGGCGACACAGGUGUAGGGAAAUCAUGCCUGCUCUUGCAAUUCACGGACAAGAGGUUUCAGCCCGUGCAUGAUCUCACCAUUGGUGUGGAGUUCGGAGCUCGCAUGGUCACCAUCGACGGCCGUCCCAUCAAGCUCCAGAUUUGGGACACCGCUGGCCAAGAAUCUUUCCGGUCCAUAACCAGAUCUUACUACAGAGGAGCAGCUGGAGCACUUCUGGUAUAUGACAUAACCAGGAGAGAGACAUUUAAUCAUCUAGCAAGCUGGCUAGAGGAUGCUCGGCAGCAUGCAAAUCCCAACAUGACAAUCAUGCUCAUAGGGAACAAGAGCGAUCUUUCUCAUCGGAGGGCUGUUAGCAAAGAGGAAGGGGAACAAUUUGCAAAGGAAAAUGGGCUUUUAUUCUUGGAGGCAUCUGCAAGAACAGCUCAAAAUGUUGAAGAGGCUUUCAUAAAGACUGCUGCAAAAAUUCUUCAGAAUAUUCAGGAAGGUGUAUUCGAUGUAUCCAAUGAGUCAUCUGGCAUCAAGGUUGGGUAUGGCCGCCCCCAAGGUCCAUCAGGGGCAAGAGAUGGAACAAUCACUCAGACGGGGGGAUGUUGCAGUUAACUGGUCACUUAUACAGGUAGAUGUUGCGGCUAACUGAACCCGAAUCCAGCUCCUGUACUUGACCCCUCUGCAAUUAAUUUAUUAUUUAAUUUCAUCCCCAUAAACACACUUCUUCAACUAGCAUGUGACUUGUGUAGAAUACUAAGAAGAUGUAUAGAAUUGAUUUCAACUCUUCUUGGGACAAACUUGGUAGUUCUGUUAGGAAAUCAACUCUUUACAAGUGCUCGAAGAAAGCUUUUUCAGUAACUAGAUGAACCAAGACGAAAUUGGUUAUGCUAUGGGGGUAUUUACCUUUCUUUUGUGAAUUUUUGGAAAAUAAGUCCCCUUUUUUGUUCUA
Molecule: messenger RNA, 1173 nt
Organism: Carya illinoinensis
Lineage: Eukaryota; Viridiplantae; Streptophyta; Magnoliopsida; Fagales; Juglandaceae
Product: ras-related protein RABB1b
Exons: 6
Coding region: 201-836 (211 amino acids)
Biological process (GO): regulation of endocytosis
Cellular component (GO): endosome
Molecular function (GO): GTPase activity; GTP binding
Source: RefSeq, a predicted model, not a curated record